Messenger RNA from Paramecium sonneborni, 1407 nucleotides. NCBI's taxonomy places the organism in Eukaryota, Ciliophora, Oligohymenophorea, Peniculida, Parameciidae. The record is from the annotation of a GenBank genome assembly.
CAUUAUGAUAUGAUUUCAUUAAAAUAAAUGGGAAACAAAUAAUCGUAGUAAUCUUUAUCUAAGUCGAAUUCAGAAAUUAAAGUCUUUGAUGUUAAGAAAUGCAUAAGUAUUAAAAGAGACCCAAUCACAGGAAAAUUGAUUGGGGUUCCUAGAGAAUGGGCAUCUCAUCUUGAUGCUGAUCAAAAACAAAUUGUGGAGACUAACGAAUUUCCUGAAGAAGUGAGAACUCAUAAAUUACCAGAGUGUAUUUUAGAAAUACAGAAUUUAAUCUAAAACUAAAAGAAUUUGAAAGAGGAAUUAAAAAUUGAUUAAGAUGCAAAUUUAGGUCUUAAGGGUCUUAAUGUAGAAAUAGAAAAAGAAAUACAUAAUAGUGGUGUAAGUAGAAAUGAAAUUGCCAAAGAUACUGUUAAUUUUAUCUCUAUACUUGAAAUAUAUGAUGGAAAAGAAUUAUCAUUUAAAUAAAAAAUUAAUGAGGUGACGUAAACUGAGUUUUUAAUUGAAAAUCCUGCUCAAAAUUAUAUAUUCAAUGAAUAAAUAGAUAAAGGGGUAAAUUGUAAACUUUAUAAAAUCAUUGAUAGAAGACUAAAUAAGGUUUUGGCUGCUAAAGUAUUUAAAUUUUAUGAUAAUUUUAAUUGUUAUCAAUUGAAAAGAGAAAUAACUUUAAUUCAACAAUUAGAGUGUCCAUAUGUUAUAAAAUAUUAUGAAACUUAUCUUUAUAGUGGAUGCUUGUAAUAUUAUCAAAUAAUAAUAAUUUUAGCUUCAUAAUAUAAGAGUAUAUGAAUUUUGGGAACCUAAGAAAAUUGAUGAAAAUUUAUGAAAAGAAGAUUGAGGAAUCAAUAAUUGGAUAUAUCCUUUAUCAAAUAAUGUUAGCUUUAAAAUAUUUGCAUUUUAAAGGCAAGAUUCACAAACAUUUAAGUUCUAAAAAAGUAUUAAUUAAUGAUAAAGGUGAUAUUAAAUUAUUGAUAAUGGAUUACAAAAAUGAAUUUAAAAAAGAUAAGGAUCCUUAUUGGAUUGCUCCAGAAAUAAUAGAAAAAUAAAUUAUAUAAGAAACAUCGGAUAUUUGGUGUUUAGGAAUUAUAGCAUUUGAACUUUCAGAAUAAAAUCCUCCAUAUUUUAAUGAACAUCCUAUAAGAGUUAUGUACAAUAUAGUUAAUUAACCUGCUCCUAAAAUAAACAAACAUAGAAGCCAUAUAUUUUAAGAUUUUACUUAAUAAUGUUUAAUUAAAGUUAUUAUUAAUAUUAUUAUUAUUUUAGAAUCAUGAAAAAAGAACCUCAUUAAGAGAUUUGUUGAAACAUGAUUUUAUAAUUUAAAAUAGAGAAAGAGGUCGACAAAAGUUAAUUGAUUUAUUUAAGAAUGUAAACAUAAAUUAAAAUUCAAAAUUGAAAAAAAGCACUAGUUUAAAAUGA